Culicoides brevitarsis is the source of this 4452-nucleotide messenger RNA. It is a transcript of the gene alpha-Man-IIa, whose product is annotated as alpha-mannosidase 2. Gene Ontology annotation, molecular function: carbohydrate binding; alpha-mannosidase activity. Gene Ontology annotation, cellular component: Golgi membrane. The coding region runs from base 701 to 4003 and encodes 1100 amino acids. Gene Ontology annotation, biological process: N-glycan processing; protein deglycosylation; mannose metabolic process. The transcript has 5 exons. The record is from RefSeq and is a predicted model, not a curated record. Lineage: Eukaryota; Metazoa; Arthropoda; Insecta; Diptera; Ceratopogonidae.
UACAUUUUUGUUUACCUUUUAUUUUUUAUCGUCAUUCAUCUGAUUAAUUUUUCGUAAAAUUUCCUGAAAUUCUCGAUAAAAUGAGUGAAACAUUCAUCCAAGAAGCCCCCCAAGAGUUUGACAUUCAUGAUCAUCAAAUGCAUUUAGUAGAAACACGAGUAGAUGCCAUACAAUAUUGCAAAAAAUUGACCAUCCAAGAAGCACAAAUCCUGCAAGAUAAACUCGACGACGUAAAAGUAGUUCUUCACACCGCAGCGCCCGAAUUCAGCUCCGAUGAAAAGUUCAUUGAACCGAGGGAAGUCGCCUUUCAGAGAUUCGAUGACGAAGCCAUGCGAGAAGUCGAGAACCGGAUUCAAACAAUCAAGCACAUUAAAGAGCUGAUGAGGAAGAAAAAGGCUUCCAGUUGAGAAAAAGCGAAAUUUUGUUGAGUGAACGAGGAAUUGUACCUGGGCUGGUCUGUCAAAUAACUGUGAAUGAUAAUAUCAAAACAAAACAUUGAUUAGAGAAUAAAAGUCGACGUUUUUGUGUAAUUUUAACUGAAAUUACCGUCGUUUUUGUGUCUAAAAUGUAAUCAAGUUGUCGUUGUCCCUCGUUGCAUCUCGAAAAUAAUCAAAAUUUGACAAAGAUUCGCAAAAAUCGGAUAAAUUUACGUGAAAAAAGCAUUGUUGACGAUCCAAAAAAAAAUCCACAUCACACAAAAAUGAACGUUUUUCGCAUUCGGCGAAAAGUUGCUCUACUUACGUGUGGUCUUGUAGUUGCGAUUUUCCUCUUGUUGUAUGUCAUCAUCAACUACCAGAUCUCUUCGGAGAUGCCCAAAGUCCCGGAAAUGAGUUACAUCGAGGAACGACUGAAAAAAGCGGAGAACGAACAUCGACAGCGCGUAGAAAAAACACUGAAAAAAGAUGCUGCGGCAGCUCAUCAUCAAUCCCCGCGAGAUUGGGUGCACAUUAAACGCGGAGGACCUCGUUGCUCGUUACAAACAGACGUUACCCCAGUUGUCGAUGUGCAAAUGUUGGAAGUUUAUCGCGAAACAGAGUUCGAUAAUCCGAAUGGCGGCGUAUGGAAGCAAGGAUGGGACGUGCAAAUCACUCCAGGUCGCUUCAGUGAAGAAAACAAAUUAAAAGUUUUCGUUGUUCCGCAUUCGCAUAACGAUCCGGGAUGGAUUCAAACGUUCGACGAAUAUUACGAACGCAGUACGAAACAAAUUUUGGCAAAUAUGCUGCGACAUUUGACCGACGACGAGCAAAUGACUUUUAUUUGGGCGGAAAUUUCGUAUUUUUCGCGUUGGUUUGAAGCUCAAUCCAAAGAAUCGCAAGGCAGAGUGAAGCAAUUGUUGAAAAGGAAGCAGUUGGAGUUCGUUACCGGCGGAUGGGUGAUGCCAGAUGAGGCAAAUUCUCAUUGGUAUUCGAUCAUUGAGCAGCUGGCUGAAGGUCAACAAUGGUUGAAGAAGCAUUUGAAUGUCACACCAACUUCAGGAUGGUCUAUAGAUCCUUUUGGGCAUUCGCCAUCUCUGGCAUACGUUCUCAAACACUCGGGAUUUGAGAAUCAUUUGAUCCAGAGGACACAUUACGUCGUCAAAAGAACGUUAGCAAGGAAGCGACAACUUGAGUUCAAUUGGAGACAACUUUAUGACACGGAUGGAAGUACGAGUCUUUUUACUCACAUGAUGCCAUUUUAUUCGUAUGACGUGCCACACACUUGUGGACCCGAUCCAAAGAUUUGUUGCCAAUUCGAUUUCAAACGAUUACCUGGUUAUGGACUCACUUGUCCGUGGCAUGUUCCGCCUCAAGUAAUCACGGAUCAAAAUGUUGCCCAACGAGCUGCUUUAGUGAUCGAUCAAUGGAAGAAAAAAGCCGAGUUAUAUCAAUCAAAUUCCGUUUUAAUCCCCUUAGGCGACGAUUUUCGUUACAGCCAAAGCACCGAAUGGGAAGCGCAACGACAAAAUUUCGAAAAAUUAUUCGAAUACAUUAACGGCGAACCAACUUUAGGAGUCGAAGCUAAAUUUGGAACACUCCAAGAGUACUUUGACUCGGUAAGACGCGAUCAAAGCCUUUCCGAAUUCCCUUCGUUAAGCGGGGAUUUCUUCACGUACGCCGAUCGGGAUGAUCAUUACUGGUCCGGGUAUUACACAUCGCGUCCUUAUCACAAACGAAUGGAUCGUGUCUUGUUGAAUUACAUUCGUUCUGCCGAAAUGUUGCAUUCCUGGUCGAAAUGGGAAACAGAAGCUGGUUUUGAUAAACUUUUAACUGCUGCUCGUCGUGAACAUUCGCUUUUCCAGCAUCAUGAUGGCAUCACGGGUACCGCAAAAGAUCACGUUGUUGUCGAUUACACGACGCGCAUGGAAGAGGCCAUCAAAAAUUGUCGUCAUGUCAUCCAGCAGGCAGCUUUUCGCUUAUUGACAACGGAAAGUAUCUACCAAGCAGAUCCGCAAUUCACGUAUUUCAGCAUUGAUGAUUCCCGUGCAGCGGGUCCCGAUGAAAAUCGCCCGACAAUUAUUUUGGGUGAAGAUUUGCCCAAGAAAUAUGUCGUUUUGCACAAUUCUUUGCCCUAUGCAAGAACCGAAGUUGUUGAAUUUUUCAUCGCCAAACCUUAUGUGAUCGUCACGAAUGCUGAUGAGUCCAUUACAUAUUCGCAAGUUGCUCCCGUUUGGUCCUGGCAUCGCGGGCAUCACAUUGAUUCGUUAUUACCGCAAGCUUCAACGACCAAAUAUCGCUUGAUGUUCAAAGCUACCGUGCCGCCGCUUGGUUUAGCAGUUUACAUAAUCCACGCGAAAAAUUCCGCCGAAGUCGUUAGCAUGGGAACGACUUUUACGAAAACUGUUAUUUACACGCCGCAACCAUUUUCGGUGCAUACCAUGGAUUACCCAUAUAGCGUGGAGUUUGCGGAUCCGCGUGAUGUUUUGGUCAAACAAGAAGGCGAGGGAAGCGUUUCAGCGGCAUUUAACAAAAAUGGGCUCUUGACGUCGCUCGCAACAGACACGAGUGUUCAAAAUGUCUCAGUUAGCGUGAAUUUCCUGAAAUAUAACACAAGAACCGGAUUACAGCAGAAAAGUGGGGCUUAUUUAUUCUUACCGGGAGGCGAAGCACAACCUAUACCACUUGAUGAUCCCAUUGUCUUAGUCAGCAAAGGUCCUAUAGAGUCAAGUGUUUCGACCAGUUUCUCGUUCGGCAUUCACGACACGAUUUUACGAGACAACAGUGUUGAGAUACGGAACACAAUCGACAUCAAUGGCAUGGAUAACUCGGAAAUCGUGAUGCGUUUAUCGACAAAUAUCGAUAACGAAGAAGUUUUUUACACAGAUUUGAAUGGAUUGUCCUUCGCGAAACGUGAAAGGUUCUCCAAACUGCCGCUGCAAGCGAAUUAUUAUCCAAUUCCGACGGGAAUCAUCAUUGAAGACGAUACUACAAGACUUACACUUUUGACUGCCCAACCGCUGGGCGGAAGUUCAUUAAGCCCAGGCGAACUUGAAAUCAUGCAAGAUCGACGUUUGAACCAAGAUGAUGAUCGCGGGCUUGGUCAAGGAGUUCUCGAUAACCGUCCCGUGAAUCACAUUUUCCGUCUCGUGCUUGAACAACGUGAAAAAUGCCGAAAAUUAGAUGCUUCGUAUCCUGCGGCAUUUUUAACCCCCAACGCCCACAUGGAACGUCAAACACUGUUACAUCCCAUGGAAAAAUUAAUCUUCAACGAGAACGAAUGGAAUGGCAUUCAACCGACUUUUGGACAGAAUCACAAGCCAUUGCAAGAAGGCAUGGAAAUAGUUUCGCUCAAAUCUUUGUCAGCGGAAGCGAAGGGAAUAAUUUUGCAUCGCACACAACUCGAACAAUGCGAAUCGAGUGUCCCGGAUGGCGAUCAUGAGACAAUUAGCUUGAAGAAAGUCCUUGGUGAAGAAUAUCAAAGUAUCUACAAAGCACCGCUGACAUUCGUGAAGAAAUUAUCGCCCGUGACGCUGGAAAAUAUUGAUUUUUGUCCGAUGGAAACAAAAGCUUUCAUCCUAAAUAGAUGAAAACGGCUCUACGUGUUCCGACGACACACGAACAAUAAUUUACACGAAAUUCGAACAAGAAAAAAUUCGAAGAAAAAGCAACAUUAAGAACAAAUUCCAAAGACAUUUAGUGCAGAUUUCUAAAAAAAAAGCAAAAAAUAUCUUUAAAAAUUCCAGAGUUCAAUUUUUUUUUAAAUUUUUAUUUUAACUUUAUACUAACGAGUAUAGAAAAAAAUUUAUGUACAAACUUAUUUAGUUUUCAAUUGUGAUAAAACUAAAAAAAAAUGUUUUAAUUUUUAACAUUAAAAAAAAUAGAACAAAAUUAGAUGCAAUUUUUGUCAUAAUUUUAAAAAAAUAAUUAAAGAUAAUAACUUAAAUGUAGAUAGAAUAAAUAAGAAAUUAUCUCCUAUUUCCUCCUACUAUUUAAAUCUACUUAAAAUAUCACCUUUUGAAAUCACUUUUUUACUUUA